Micropterus salmoides (largemouth bass) is the source of this 4243-nucleotide messenger RNA. RefSeq names its product ubiquitin specific peptidase 25 (gene usp25). Gene Ontology annotation, biological process: regulation of protein stability; protein deubiquitination. Gene Ontology annotation, cellular component: nucleus; cytosol. NCBI's taxonomy places the organism in Eukaryota, Metazoa, Chordata, Actinopteri, Centrarchiformes, Centrarchidae. Gene Ontology annotation, molecular function: cysteine-type deubiquitinase activity; protein binding; cysteine-type endopeptidase activity. The record is from RefSeq and is a predicted model, not a curated record.
CAGUGCUGUAGACCUGCGCUUUCUAGUCACUGUGCCAUGGCGCCCGUUAUGUCGCUGAUUAAGGAGGGGACAUCUUAGCACCGUGUUUUAAUUUGCCUUAGUAAAAAGUAUCUCGUGCGUUUUGCCACUCCUGGCUUGAAUUCAAUACAAUUUAUCUCCGAACCCAACCCGCCAUGACCGUGGAGCAGAAUGUCCUCCAGCAGCAUUCUCAGAAGCACCAGCAGACGCUACUAAACCAGUUGAGGGAGGUCACAGGCACCACAGACGUUCAGUUGCUUCAGCAGGCACUGCAGGUGAGCAAUGGAGACCUGGGCGAGGCUGUGGCGUUCCUGACAGAGAAGAACGCCAAGGUUCCACAGCAAGAUGAGACAACCUACUAUCAGACGUCCCAGGUGGCCAGCGACAGAUAUAUCAGCGUGGGCAGCCAGGCAGACACAAAUGUGAUUGACCUGACGGGAGACGAUAAAGAUGACCUGCAGAGGGCUAUCGCCCUCAGCCUGGAGGAGUCCAAUCGGGCAUUCAGGGAGACAGGCAUCACUGAUGAGGAGCAGGCUAUCAGCAGAGUUUUGGAGGCCAGCAUAGCGGAGAACAAGGCAAGUCUGAAGCGUACCCACACAGAAGUAUGGAGUGAUUCACCCAACCCGCAUGACAGGAAGAGGAUAGACAACUCCCCUGUGGGGCUGAAAAAUGUUGGCAAUACCUGCUGGUUCAGUGCUGUCAUACAGUCUCUGUUCAACCUGCUGGAGUUCCAGAGGCUGGUGCUCAACUACUCACCGCCAGCCAGAGUCCACGACCUGCCUCGCAACCAGAAAGAGCACAGGAACUUGCCCUUCAUGCAGGAGCUGAGGAACCUCUUUUCCCUGAUGGUGGGGUCCAAGAGGAAAUACGUGGAUCCGUCACGAGCUGUGGAAAUCCUGAAAGACGCCUUUAAGUCCAGUGAGUCGCAGCAGCAGGAUGUGAGCGAGUUCACCCACAAGCUGCUGGACUGGCUGGAGGACGCCUUCCAGAUGAAGGCUGAAGAAGACAGGGAGGGCGAGAAGCCAAAGAACCCCAUGGUGGAGCUUUUCUACGGUCGCUUCCUUGCUGUGGGUGUCCUGGAAGCACUGGUUCACAGAACUCCCUCCUGUGUUGACCUUUGAACUGUCAAGAUUUGAAUUUAACCAAGCACUGGGACGACCUGAGAAGAUCCACAACAAGCUUGAGUUCCCCUCUAUGCUGUACAUGGACAGGUACAUGGACAGGAACAGGGAAAUAACCAGGAUCAAAAGGGAGGAGAUCAGGAGGCUGAAAGAGCAUCUGACACUGCUUCAACAGCGACUGGAGAGGUAUCUGAGUUAUGGCUCAGGCCCCAAGAGGUUUCCUCUGGCAGAUGUCCUCCAGUACGCCAUGGAGUUUGCCUCAAGUAAGCCAGUGUGCACGUCCCCAGUGGAAGACAUUGACUCAUCAGCGCCCCCCGGUGGCACAACAGGACAACAGCCGCCCCCACUAAGCACAGCCGAGCAGGACUCCUUGCCUCCCCUAGAGAGCUCAGGCCCGGCCUCAGGUCCCACUACAGCUCUGGCUGCAGCCCAGCAGCAGAGAGUACCCAUUCAUAAGCCCUUCACGCAGUCCCGACUACCUCCCGACCUCCCCAUGCACCCUGCCCCGCGCCACAUCACUGAAGAAGAGCUGAGUGUGCUCGAGGGCUGCUUGCAUCGCUGGAGGAGUGAAGUGGAAAAUGACACCCGUGAUCUGCAGGGCAGUAUAACCAGAAUCCACAGAACCAUUGAUCUAAUGUACUCUGACAAAUCUAUGAUGCAGGUUCCAUACCGGCUUCAUGCGGUGCUGGUCCAUGAAGGCCAGGCCAAUGCGGGCCACUACUGGGCUUACAUCUACGACCCACAUCAGCGUUGCUGGAUGAAGUACAACGACAUCUCUGUCACCAAGUCGUCCUGGGAGGAGCUGGUCAGGGACUCGUUCGGAGGCUACCGCAAUGCCAGUGCCUACUGUCUCAUGUAUAUUAACGACAAGAAGCCCUUUCUCAUAGAAGAGGAGUUUGAUAAAGAAACGGGACAGAUUCUCAGUGGCAUGGACAAACUGCCUCCGGACCUGAAGCAGUAUGUGAAGGAGGACAAUGAGCUGUUUGACAAGGAGAUUGAAGAGUGGGACAUCCUGCAAGCCCACAAGGCCCAACAGGAGAAGCUGGCCUUGGCCACAGCAGCCGCCGCUGCUUCCUCGGCAGCAUCCAGCACCCCUACUUCUUCCUCUUCCCCUCAGCCCAUGAGUACUGAGUCCAGCCCUCCAGACAACACAGUACCCCAGCAGGACCCAGAGUACAUGGAGCAGCCAUCACCCACAAAUGACUCCAAGCAUCUGCAGGAGGACACAGAGAGGGCCAUCUCCAGGGCUGCUGCGGAACAGGAGGAGAGAAGCCCCGAAGCAUUGUUAAAUGCGUCUCUUCCCCCUCCCACCUCCCCUCAGCCUGAGAUCCAGGUGAGCACCCCGUCCACCCCUCCUCCUGACCUCGUCAUCGAGGAUGAGUCCCUUGGCCAGCACACAGUAGAGGUGGCCAUUCCUAACGUGGGGACCUUUGUUAUUGAGUCAGAAGAGGGGGGGUAUGAUGACGAGGCAAUGAUGACCCCCAACAUGCAGGGUAUAAUUAUGGCCAUUGGCAAAUCCAGCAGCGUAUAUGAAAAGAAUGGGCCUGAGGCAGCCUUUUUUAAGGCCAUAAAGCUGGAGUAUGCUCGUCUCCUGAGAUUUGCCCAAGAGGACACUCCUCCUGAGAAUGACUACCGACUACAGCACAUCAUCGUCUACUUCAUCCAAAACCAGGCACCCAAGAAGAUCUUGGAGAGGACUCUGCUCACACAGUUUGCUGACAGGAACCUGGCCUUCGAUGAGAGAUGUAAGAGCAUUAUGAACGUUGCACGUGCCAAACUGGACCUAAUUAAGCCUGAGGAGGUCAACAUGGAUGAAUAUGAGAUGUGGCAUCAAGCCUACAGGAAUUUCCGCGAGACAACCAUCUUAAUGAUGACGGGCUUGGAGCUCUUUCAGAAGACCAAUUAUGUGGAGGCUCUGAUGUAUCUGAUUUACUCGUACCAGUACAACAAGGAGCUUUUGUCAAAAGGGCUGUACCGAGGGCACGACGAGGAGCUGCUUGGCCAUUACCGUCGAGAGUGUUUGCUGAAAUUAAACGAGCAAGCGGCUGCCAUGUUUGAGUCAGGAGAAGAGCCGGAGGUGACCACGGGCCUAGGCAUCAUGAACGAGCUGGUGGUGCCCUGCAUCCCUCUGCUCCUGAUCCACGACACUGAGAGGGACAUGCUGGCGGUGGAGGACAUGAGGAACCGCUGGUGCUCCUACCUGGGCCAAGAGAUGGAAUCCAACCUCCAGGAAAAGCUGACCGACUUCCUCCCCAAGUUACUGGACUGCUCGACGGAGAUCAAAAGCUUCCACGACCCUCCCAAGCUGCCCUCCUACUCCACCCUGGAGCUGUGUGAGCGAUUCAGCCGCAUCAUGGCCGCCAUCUGCAGGGUGCCCACCGAGGGAAGAUGAGCUCGGAAGGGACGGCCAGACACCUCUCCCUGAUCACAGGGCAGAAAUCCAUGGACCUCUCUUAACCCAUGCCUUCCUUUAUAAAUCCAGGGGUCACUCGCUUCUAGCUGUUAUUCCUCUGUUACUCUUUUGCUGCUAUAGGUUUUAUCAUUAUAAAUACUAUUUCAAUUUUAUUUUAAGCAAAACACAACGGAGGAAGGAGGAGGAGAGGAUGGACUGUUGGGAGGGAAUAAAGAAAUGAGAGAGGAGAAGUUGAUGGAAAAACAGUGGCAAUCAUGCAGUGGUUGAGAGCCAAGCACAUUCUGCUUCAGCAUUGCAAAAAAAAAAAAAAAAAAAAGAGUUUGAGGGUUUUUCAUAGAUUAUUAUUGUUGUUGUUGCUGUUUGAUUCAAGCUUCCCCGACCACACUCCUAACCCUUCCUAAAGCAUCCCUCUCUGCGUGAAAAGGAUCACCCUGCUGCUCAGCCUCCAGUUUGGUACAGUAUUACCAUGUUUUGUUUUAUUUUUCUAAGGAAGUAAGGAAGAGAGCCUUCAGAUUUAUCCGCGGCUCAGAGUAUCUCAAAUGGGCCUCAUGUCUUUGUGGACUGUGCCAGAAUGAGAUGUUUUAAGUGCUGUGGUAGACAGCCAUGGACUUCCUGUGGCUUGUUAAUAAAUCGAGAGAAUAAAAUUUUAUUUAUGGCCCUUUUAGGCCAAAUAAACAAAUGUUUUGCCUGA